This is a messenger RNA of Suncus etruscus (white-toothed pygmy shrew), 1850 nucleotides long. It is a transcript of the gene ATG4D, whose product is annotated as autophagy related 4D cysteine peptidase. Lineage: Eukaryota; Metazoa; Chordata; Mammalia; Eulipotyphla; Soricidae. The transcript has 10 exons. Gene Ontology annotation, molecular function: protein-phosphatidylethanolamide deconjugating activity. The record is from RefSeq and is a predicted model, not a curated record. The coding region runs from base 183 to 1586 and encodes 467 amino acids.
CGCAGGUUUGGGGGCCGGGCCGGGGCGGGGCGUCAGGCGGGGCCUCCCCGGGACCGGGGCCGCGAAGAUGGCGGCGGCGGCUGUGGUGAUCGCGAACCGCAGCGGGUCCCGCGGAUCGGCCGCCGCGGCCGGGCCCGAGUAAGCCCCGCGGCCGGGCCUCGUUGCGUCCUCCCGGCGCGUCCAUGAACUCCGUGUCGCCCGCCGCCGCGCAGUACCGGAGCGGGAGCCCCGAGGACGCGCGCCGGCCCGAGAGCCGCAGGCCGCGGGGUCCCCGGGGCCCGGACCCCAACCCCAAUCCCAGCCCCAACCCCAACGGCCUGGGGCCCUCUGGAGCCAGCGGCCCGGCUCAGGAAGAGCCGGACGAAGUGGACAAGUUAAAGGCCAAGUUCCUGACGGCCUGGAACAACGUUAAGUACGGCUGGGCUGUCAAAAGCCGGACCAGCUUCAGCAAGAUCUCCAGUGUGCACCUCUGUGGCCGCCGCUAUCGCUUUGAGGGUGAAGGCGACAUUCAGCGUUUCCAGCGGGAUUUUGUGUCUCGCCUAUGGUUCACCUACCGCAGGGACUUCCCACCGCUGGCCCAGGGCCACCUGACGUCGGACUGUGGAUGGGGGUGCAUGUUACGAAGUGGGCAGAUGAUGCUAGCGCAGGGCCUGCUGCUACACCUACUGCCUAGAGACUGGACAUGGUCCGGGGCUGCAGGCCUGAUGCUUUCCGAGCCCUCAGCGCGGGCUUCUCCCCUCCGGAACCGUGCUCGACGAGGGUCCCUGCGCAUGUCCCAGGGUGUCCCCGAGCUGGGGCAGGAGCAGGAGCAAUGCCACCGGCAAAUUGUGUCCUGGUUUGCUGACCAUCCCCAGGCCCCCUUCGGCCUCCACCAGCUGGUGGAGCUCGGCCACAGCUCAGGCAAGAAGGCGGGUGACUGGUACGGGCCCUCGCUAGUGGCACAUAUACUCAGGAAAGCUGUGGAGAGUCACCCCGAAGUUUCCCGCCUGGCGCUGUACGUUUCUCAGGACUGCACAGUGUACAAGGCAGACGUAGCUCGCCUGGUGGGCUGGCCGGCUGAGUGGAAGUCGGUGGUGAUCCUGGUGCCCGUGCGGCUUGGGGGCGAGACCCUCAAUCCUGUCUACGUGCCGUGCGUGAAGGAGCUGCUGCGCUCAGAGCUGUGCCUGGGCAUCAUGGGGGGCAAACCUCGCCAUUCACUGUACUUCAUAGGCUAUCAGGAUGACUUCCUGCUCUACCUGGACCCUCACUACUGCCAGCCUGCUGUGGAUGUCAGCCAGGCCAACUUCCCCCUGGAGUCCUACCACUGCACCACCCCCCGAAAAAUGGCCUUCUCCAAGAUGGACCCUAGCUGUGCCGUGGGAUUCUACGCCGGAGACCGUAAAGAGUUCGAGAGGCUCUGCUCUGAGCUGACCAGGGUCCUCAGCUGCUCCUCCGCCUCGGAGCGGUACCCCAUGUUCACGCUGGCCGAGGGCCACGCUCAGGACCACAGCCUGGACGACCUCGGCUCCCAGCCCAUCCCACGGCCGCCCAGGCCAGGCAGGCUGAAGGCCAAGCGCCCCAGUUCCGAGGACUUUGUGUUUUUAUGAAAUAGGGGGGAGGAGACAAUGGGAAAAAAAUAAGACAGACACUAUUUAUUUUUCUAUUUAUGUCCUGGGGGUGGGAUGACCCACCCCCUCAUCCCCUCGGGCUCACACAGCUGAGACCCUUGGGCAGAGGGCAGCCCACUGGCACCCACCCACUCAGGUUCUGACUAUGUACUGUGUAGAUGGUAAUGGACGCCCCUGGGUUCCCCCAUAUCCUCUCUCUGGCGUUGGGAGGAACUGGGGGGCAAAUAAAGUCCUGCGAAUUGA